GCAUUAACAGACAUGAUACUUAUGUUCUACCAAGGUACCUCCUCACUCCACAACAACGCCCACAUAAUGUAAACGACAUAAUGCCAAUGAUUGGUGCGAGGUUCUACACCCAGCUUGAUGCUGCGUUGUUGAGAUGCGACGUUAUUGAGAAUGAAAUGGCCAAGGAGGUGGAAAACGGUCGUUUGUUCCGGAUGUUGUCGAAGCUCGGCGUGAUCAACGAGCGACCGGAGUUUGGGAUGGAGGCGACUUGGUCAGAGACGGGGGAUCGCUAUCUUCUUAAACUCUUCCGUGAUCAUCUUUUCCAUCAAGUCACAGAGACGGGGGCUCCAUGGGUUGAUAUGGCGCAUAUUGUGCAGUGUUUGAAUAAGCUUGACGCUGGAGUUCCAGAGAAACUUUGCCUCAUGUCCCGUGACGAGCAGAACGUGCUCGUUGUCUCGUACGCAGAGCUCAAAAAAGCUUUCGAAAAAUGUUUUCAGGAACUUACAAACGCCAGCGUUGCGUAGCCUCUCGUGCCUUGACUUGGGCAUGUACCUUAAUGGUUAAGGUGGCUGUGAUGUUACUAGGUCUGUAAGGUUUUAAUACAGGGCUAGCUCCCCCCGAGUUUGGUAUAAAAGAGAAUUGUUUUACCUUUUUACAUUUCAUUAUAAUACCAGGAAAGUGGGAAGUAUUGUUGGAUAAUUUAAUUAGUUUUAACUUUUGAAUGAAAUGCUAGGAUGGUACACACUACUGCCAACUGCUGUCAAACUGCCAACACAAUGUACAAGCAGUGGAAAAUUGCAGGGAAUUAAUAUGCACCUUUAACUGAUUGUAUUUUUUUACAAAACGAUUCCCAUUCUGUGCAAUACACAUGCUUGCUGAAAAGAAAAAUAUAUAAAAUCGGUUGAAUCAUGAUAAAAAUAUCCAAAGUUAAACUUGUUGUGCAGAAUUUCAAAACAUUCAAAAUAUUUCUUACUGUUCUUGUAUUGAAACUUUUUUUUGUUGGACUUGAACUUCUGGGAUGUUUUUAUACCAUGUUUGUUUCAUGACAUUUGUGUUUCGCUGGUGUCGACUACUAUUGCGACUAUUGGUUUGCAAUAUGUAAUAAAAUAAAGUUGUGUAAAAAUAGA
Ciona intestinalis (vase tunicate) is the source of this 1106-nucleotide messenger RNA. The record is from RefSeq and is a predicted model, not a curated record. NCBI's taxonomy places the organism in Eukaryota, Metazoa, Chordata, Ascidiacea, Phlebobranchia, Cionidae.